AAACAUGGCUGCCAUGUUGCGUCUCUAACGCUUGCUUCUCAAUGUUAAAUACUGUUGCUAGUUGAACCCUGCGGCACUUUAAAUUAGCAAGAACAGUUGCUGACUGGGCCUUUACAGCUACCGACAUGUUCCAGGUCCUCGGGGGACGGAGCGUCCAGGCUGCCCGGCUGCUCGCGCCCAGGAGCGCCGUGCUCGUGGAGGCUGUCCGGGGCCGAAAGUCCCGGACCGACCCGGUGGCCAAAUCUAAAGAAGGACGGAUCAAAGUGCCUUCAGCCGUCGACCCGGUGGAGAUGGUGGUGCUCAAGGAGAGAUACUCGGAGUACGAGCUCAUCAUGAGGGCGCUUCGGAUGGAGUUCAAGGAGGAGGUGCUGCGCAAAAAGUACGAGGAGGAGAUGGGCGCCCAGGCUGAACUGAGGGCGAGACAGGAAGAGGAGGAGCAUCGCUCCCUGAUGGACUGGAAUAAUCAGGAAAACUUGCGGCUACUGAAAGCCAGAGUACUGAGGAUCCAACAGGAAGAGGAGGAAGCUGAGAGGAAGAAAAUGGAAGCCGCCAUUCAGCGGGAACAGGAGCAACAGGAGUUCAUCAGGCAGAAAGAGGAAGAGAUUUUGAAGCUGCAGGAGGAGGCGAAAAACUUUGUCACCUUGGAAAACCUGGAUCAGCGAAUCGAUGAGGCGCUGGACAAUCCAAAGAAUUACAACUUUGCCAUCGACAAAGAGGGGAAAGUGGUCAAGAGGACAGUGCUGCAGUGAAACGGCUGAGUUCACGUCUGCGUGUUUUUUUUCCCCAUCAAGACUCAGAUCAGACUUCUGUCGUCCUUUUCAUGCCUCCAUCUGUAGUGUAUAUUAUUGUAAAAAUGUUUUCUUUUUCAACAUAAACAUAUAAAAAGGUGAUAUGUAACACACA
Molecule: messenger RNA, 903 nt
Organism: Poeciliopsis prolifica (blackstripe livebearer)
Lineage: Eukaryota; Metazoa; Chordata; Actinopteri; Cyprinodontiformes; Poeciliidae
Gene: mrps26
Product: mitochondrial ribosomal protein S26
Exons: 4
Coding region: 126-749 (207 amino acids)
Cellular component (GO): mitochondrial small ribosomal subunit
Source: RefSeq, a predicted model, not a curated record